Molecule: messenger RNA, 1593 nt
Organism: Dinoponera quadriceps
Lineage: Eukaryota; Metazoa; Arthropoda; Insecta; Hymenoptera; Formicidae
Gene: sturkopf
Product: lipid droplet-associated hydrolase
Exons: 3
Coding region: 167-1093 (308 amino acids)
Biological process (GO): lipid storage
Cellular component (GO): lipid droplet
Molecular function (GO): lipase activity
Source: RefSeq, a predicted model, not a curated record
ACUACCACCACGCCACCGCUAUUACCGUGCAAUCAUGAAGUACCGUUGCAGCGACCUUCGCACGUCUGAGUCCGAUAGCGGAUAACAACGCGCAAAAUUUCAGUUUAUUCCAGUUCUGAACGAUCGUGCGUAAUAAAAGUCUGAGUAACGGCGAAACUGCAGAAAAAUGCGAGGAGCGAUGGUGAACUGUAACCAGGUGCAGACCGAGGUGAUAACCGAGGGCCGGUGGAUAGAGGAAGAGCCUCUACCUCACUCCACCAAGCAGGUAGUGUUGGUAAUAACGGGAAAUCCGGGUCUCCCUGGCUUUUAUGAGAGCUUCAUCAAGGCGAUCAACUCGAAACUUUCGUUCGACACACCUGUGUGGGUCGUCGGUCAUGCUGGACAUGUUCAGCCACCGGAGAACCUGGACAUCGCUAUGCCCAGUAAUAAGAAGUGGCGGGAUCAUUAUGGUUUGACGGCUCAAGUUCAGCACAAGGCGGAAUUCAUUAAGACCUAUGUUCCGGAAGACGUUCAGCUGUAUCUCAUUGGACAUUCCAUAGGUGCUUGGGUUCUGCUCAACUUGCUGAGGGAUCCUGACAUCAACAAGAGAGUGAAAAAGUGCUACAUGUUGUUCCCAACGAUAGAAUACAUGGCGGAGACUCGCAAUGGCAGGAUUUUUCACAAUAUCAUAUCACGCGUGGCACCGCUGUGGAUCUUCUUAUCUUGGUUUUUUACAACAAUAUUCCCAUCAUUCCUGCAAACAUUUAUGAUAAGUGUCUUUAGUUUCUUUUAUGGCAUCCCAGCGAAAUAUAACAAGGUAGUUCAGAAAAUGCUGGAUCCCAGGGUAUUGUAUAGAAUAAUUAAUCUUGCCAAAGAGGAGCUCAAAUAUAUCAAAGAGGCUGAUCAUGAAACUAUAUCGAAGUAUAGUGAUAAACUUUGGUUUUAUUACGGCACUAUUGACGGCUGGGUCCCAGUCAGGUAUUAUAAAAACAUGAUGACAAAACAUCCAAAUCUGAAUGCUCAGUUAUGCCAGCGUGGUUUUUACCAUUCGUUUGUAUUGAAGAAUGAUGUAGACAUGGGCCACAUUGUUGGUGAACUCAUUAAUAACGAGUGACUCGAGGAUUCGAGGCAUUAAUGUUUCCUAUUCGAGUUUGUUAUAUCUUUCGUGAUAUCUUGAUCUUGUAGCAUUUAUUUUUGGUAAAGUAAUUUCAUACAAAGGUAUACACGGUUUAUUGUUAUUGUAUUAUUUUUUAAAUAUCUGUUUUUACACUGACUUUUUUGAUCUUGCAAUAAUAUGUUAAUAAUGGUUAUUUAUAAGAUGGAAAUAAUACUAAAUAGUUUAUUGGCAGUAAUUGUAAGGAAUUACGAAAUAAAAUCUAUUCGUAUUAUUAUUUCGAAAUCUUUCCAAGAUUGGGCGUAUUGUGUUUUGACAACCCACAAUGCCAAUUUUAUAACCCUUAUAUACUUUAUAUAAUGUCAUGAGCACAUUGAUUUGGUAAAUCUACAUCGAAAAAGAUAGGUACAUGUUUGAGCGUUUUAAUAUUUUAUUAAAUUAUACAAUUAUAUUGCAUUGAAAUUAUAUUGUAUUAAGUUGCAAAAGUAUAUUAUAUUGCA